Messenger RNA from Boleophthalmus pectinirostris (great blue-spotted mudskipper), 1731 nucleotides. RefSeq names its product phosphatidylinositol 3-kinase regulatory subunit gamma-like. Gene Ontology annotation, cellular component: phosphatidylinositol 3-kinase complex. The transcript is spliced from 8 exons. Gene Ontology annotation, molecular function: 1-phosphatidylinositol-3-kinase regulator activity. The record is from RefSeq and is a predicted model, not a curated record. The coding region runs from base 139 to 1731 and encodes 530 amino acids. Gene Ontology annotation, biological process: insulin receptor signaling pathway; phosphatidylinositol phosphate biosynthetic process. Lineage: Eukaryota; Metazoa; Chordata; Actinopteri; Gobiiformes; Gobiidae.
UUUGUCUCCUCGAGGAGGGAGUGAAGGAAGCAUGGAGCGUCCUAGCCCGCGUCCAGGAUCCUAACCUUUGUGUCCCGAGUCCUCUGAGUCCACCGAGUCCACCAGGUCCUCUGUCCCUGUCGCCACGGAGACGGAGACAUGCUGCUCACAGACAUCAUCACAGAACACGGCGCUCUCUCUCCUCUUCAGCUCUCAGACGCUCCGGACCUGAGCCUGCAGGGGGCGCCGUGGUACUGGGGCGACGUCUCCAGGUCAGUCGUGAGUUUUCUUCUGAGAGAUUCUCCUGACGGGACGUUUUUGGUUCGAGACUCGACCAACAGGAAACCAGGAAACUACACUCUGAGUCUGAGGAGCGGUGGGGAGACGGUCCUGGUCCGGAUCCUGGGCUCUGGAGGCCGGUUCGGGUUUUCGGAGCCGCUCCAGUUCAAGUCGGUUCCAGAUCUGAUCCAGUUCCACAGAACCAGGACUCUGAGCCGAUACAACCCGGCGCUCGACGUCAGACUGGAGAGACCGAUGUGCCGGGGGGCGGAGCUCACAGACCAGGGGGCGGAGCUGAAGGACAAAGAGGCGGAGCUUGUGAAAGAAAAACUUCAGGAAACUUUAAAUCAAUUUCAGGAAAAAAGUCGAGAAUUCGACCGACUUCAGGAUCUGCUCCAAAAGACCAGACAGGAAAUUCAAAUGAAGCAAACGGCGAUUGAAGCUUUUAACGAGACCAUCAAGAUUUUUGAGGACCACUGCAAAGACCAGGAUCUGGACCACAACCAGGACUCUGGUCUGGACUCGGGUCUAGACUCGGGCCUGGACUUAGGUCUGGACUCGGGCCUGGACUCGGGUCUGGACUCGGGUCUGGACUCGGGUCUGGACUCGGGUCUGGACUCGGGUCUGGACUCGGAUCUGGACUGGGAGCGGCUGAGGUGUAGACUGGUUGAGAUCCAAGAGACCAGGACUCGUCUGGAGCAGGAGCUGGAGUUUAAAGUCCAGGAGCUCAGAGACACGGAGCAGAGCCUGGACCUGCUCAGACCGGACCUGGUCCAGACCCAGAGGAGCACCGAGGACCUGCUCAGCCGCCUGAACCGGAGCGGAGUCCAGACGCCACCAGACCCCGCCCCCUCUGGCCCCGCCCCCUGCUGCUGUGACCUCGCCCCCUCUGGCUCCGCCCCCUGCUGCUGUGACCCCGCCCCCUCUGGCCCCGCCCCCCCGUGGCCCCUCAGCUCGUGGUUCGUCGGUUCUCUGCGUCGCUCCGAGGCCGAGGACGUUCUUCAGGGAAAACCACCGGGAACCUUCCUGAUCCGAGAAAGCAGCCGGAGACACUGCUACGCCUGCUCCCUCGUGGUGGCGUCGCAGGUGCGGCACUGCGUGAUCUUCUGCUCGGACCAAGGGCUGGGAUUUGAGCCCUCGACUCUCUUCAGGAGCCUCCAAGACCUGGUCCGGUUCUACAGCCGGACUUCACUGGUCCAACACAACCAGGAGCUUGACGUGAGACUGCAGAGGCCGGUGUGGGCGGAGACGGGGGGCGAGGGGGCGGGGACGGGGGAGGAGACCAGGGAGGAGGAGACGGAAGGAGAGAAGGACGAGAACGACAGGACCAAAACUGAGCUCAGAACUGAAUAUGGAAGUGGAGACUGUAAACAGGAAGUGUUCAUGGACCUGCUCGGGCUCCACGGACUCUGGUUCCAGUUCAGGUUUGAGUCCAGUUUACGGUCGAAGCGUCGCAGACACUCGGGUCUGUGA